ACGCACGCACCAGAAGGCAGCUGUGACACCAACACCGGCUAAGCUAGAUAGUAGACAUAUGGCGGCGGGAGGCGUGUGGGUGUUCCGGAAGGACGGCGUGAUGGAGCUGGACGCAUCGACGACGGCGAAGAGCAAGGCGCUGGUGUACGUGCCGGCCAACGAGCCGAUGCGGUCGCCGCCGGCGCUGGAGCGGCGGCUGGGGUCGCUCGGGUCGGAGCGCUACUACGAGAACAUCGCCGUGGUGCAGCUUCACAGGCGGGACGGCGGCCUCGACCUCAUCACCCUCCCGCGCGACUUCGCCAGGCUGCGCUCCACCCACAUGUACGACGUCGUCGUCAAGAACCGAGGCCACUUCAGGGUCGUCGACCACGUCUACUAAUGUGCACUUUGCACUAAAGCCUCCCAAUUAGUAAGCUCUACUAAGCAUAUGUAGCAUGAGUAAGCCUAUACCUAGCAUAUGAAGGCGUCUCUAACGACUUCGCCAACCUCAAGAUGUUGUCCGUAUCGGCUCAGUAUCUCUCUUUCUCUUUUUUGCGGGGUAUCAGCUCAUUAUCUCGGAGAUGCUCAUAAAGGUAAGGUGUGUGCGUACGUUAUGGGGUUGAGUGUAUAUGAGCAUCUGAGCUUGUGAUGUGUUCAAAAAGAAUAAAUAUGUGUAACAUGAAAGAUUCUGUAGGAAUAAA
Messenger RNA from Aegilops tauschii subsp. strangulata, 680 nucleotides. Its product is annotated as flowering-promoting factor 1-like protein 5. Lineage: Eukaryota; Viridiplantae; Streptophyta; Magnoliopsida; Poales; Poaceae. The record is from RefSeq and is a predicted model, not a curated record. Gene Ontology annotation, biological process: regulation of flower development.